Parasteatoda tepidariorum (common house spider) is the source of this 1761-nucleotide messenger RNA. RefSeq lists its product as uncharacterized. NCBI's taxonomy places the organism in Eukaryota, Metazoa, Arthropoda, Arachnida, Araneae, Theridiidae. The record is from RefSeq and is a predicted model, not a curated record. Gene Ontology annotation, molecular function: zinc ion binding; nucleic acid binding.
UACUGCAAAGAGCUCCAAAAAUCUCCGUCAGUCAGUCAUCAUCAUCAUCUUUGCAAUUGCGUUUUUCUAUUUUGUUUAAUUGUGAAGGUUUAAAGAAAUCUGUCGUGAAGAAAAUGAAUUGUGAAAUCUGCAAUGAAAAGUUUACGAAAUUGAAGGAUCUAAUACGUCAUGGGAUCAGUGGCAUGCAUCGAUACUCUCAUUUCUUUUGCUUGCCGUGCGCACAAGCAUUUUCUAGUGUCACUGAUGUCGUUGAACACAUUGGGACUGAUGUACAUUCCGUCCUGACACUAGCCACGGGUAUUCCUUUUGAUGCUGAAGAUAAAAAUCCCAGCACUAUUAGUCCUUCAUUCCCACCGCAUUCUUGCUGUUAUUUGUGCAGCUAUAGGGGCUUUCUACCCAUAGAGGAACACAUCCAGAGCGACAGUCAUAAAUAUUUAGCAUUUGUAAUUAAAACCGUUAUUAGAAGGAAAGAAUUACUUUGUUCAGUUAAGGAAGCAAAGUACGACACACAAAUGUUCAUGAGCAAAAUUAUUAACGUCAAACAGAAAGGGCAUGACCGUGCUUUCGGUGAGCAUGUCUAUAAAGUCGCUCACGGAAUGUUACCGUUCAUCUGCGAAUUAUGUAACAUUCACUUCAGCGAACCCGUUUAUUACACGCAACAUUUGGAAAAUCAGUCCCAUAGAAGGACGGAGCAGUUUCUGAACAAACUCUUCCACAUCGUUAAAAAAGUUGAUAUCGUUAAUGCUGGAUCCUGUUGGAGUGUCUCGAAAACUUUCAGCAAUUCACUUGAAGCAUUGUAUUAUUGCCAAAUGUGCUCUCUUUGGUUGGUGACGAGUUUUAAGUAUGCUGAACAUAAACUAUGUUACAGACAUAAAGAAGUUGAGUCACUUAUCAAGAGAGAAAGAAUGGGAGGUGUUAGGCUACGCAGCGUCACAGAGAAAAAGAACCCGGAUUGUAGGUGUAAACGGCGCAUGGAGUUUGAAGAAGUUAAAAAACGUUCGGCUAGAAAAGUUGAACAUAAAGUUAGAGACGGCGAGGAAGCGUCUAAAAAAAUGUCUCCCUCGUCAUCGAACAAUCAUGGAAAAGACGAAAAUGUUAGCAAAACCGAUGGAACUGUCAGCACAAUCCUCACGCCAUCUGGUGUCGAAGCGAGUGAAACUAAAAGUGACUCCUCGCUGGAUGGUUUCGGAACUGACGACACCGAUAGUUCUGAUGAUUGUGAAGUUGAAAUUGUUUCCAAUCCCGAGAAGCACUACUGUGAGUUGUGUGACUUUUUAAGCUACAGUUCUCUGAAUUAUGAGAAGCAUUUGACUAGCAAGCAUCAUAAAAGAAUGAAAAAGAUGUCGGACAAAAAACAGGAGAAAGCUUCCACGGUUAAGCAGGCAGAGGAAACCGCUAAUGAGUGAAAUCCUCCACAACGUAACUGUUAAUUUCAAUUAGUGAACUGAACAACGUGAAGAUAAUUUGAAAAGUAAAAAUCCCUUAUUUGAGUUUUUGAUUAAAUAAUCACGUGUUGUACUGUGCGAGUAAAUAUCUUCUGUUAUGUAUUAGGUUUUUAUAAAAGUUCGUGCCCGAUUUGUAACUUAAAGCGAAAAUCUGCCUUAUUUUCAAUAAAGUUUGGUAACCACUUAAAUAGUCACUAUGCAUUACAUGGUAAUUGUGUAAACAGUGGGUUUUGUCUUGUAAACUCUUAACGGUUGCGUUCUUUUUUUAAUGUUAGAAAGAGCCUCAAGUGUAAAGGGUACAAAGUAUUGGAUCCUU